Molecule: messenger RNA, 4410 nt
Organism: Arachis duranensis
Lineage: Eukaryota; Viridiplantae; Streptophyta; Magnoliopsida; Fabales; Fabaceae
Product: putative disease resistance RPP13-like protein 1
Exons: 3
Coding region: 606-3587 (993 amino acids)
Biological process (GO): defense response to other organism
Molecular function (GO): ADP binding
Source: RefSeq, a predicted model, not a curated record
GCAUCUUUCAAAAAGUAGGAAUAUGAUUAAACAUUAAAGGUUUUAUGCAAUUACGGUGCACCUUCCAAAAUGGCAAUAACAUUUAAAGUAUAGUGUUAUAAAAAUGAAAAGUUACUCCACUGUUUUGAAUUAAGUUAUCUCGGAGAAUAAUACCACGUCUUGUUCCUAACUUGCAAUUGUAAAGAAUUGUUCUUUCCUUCUAUUCUGAAAACUUUAAGCUUAGUUCUUUCCUUCUAUUCUUAAAAUUUGAUUACUUUGAUCUUGUUUGAGAUCAUGGCUGGAGUUCUUGUUGGUGGAGCUUUUCUGUCUGGCUUCAUUAAUGUUGUCUUGGACAGGCUCAUUUCUGCUGAUGCUGUCAAAUUGGUUGCGGGCAAGAAGCUUAGCUCUGACUUGGUUGAGAGGCUGAGGAAUGCUCUCAUGGAUGCUGGAGCUCUUGCUGAUGAUGCAGAGCUCAAGCAACUGGAUAACCAUGAUGUGAAGGGUGGCUCAACUCUCUCCGAGAUGCUCUUUACACUGCUGAUGACUUGCUGGACCGCGUCUGCACCAAAGCUGCAACUCAAAAGGUCACUCUCUUGGGUAGAAUCUUCAAUUCUGAAGAUAGGCAGAUGGUGAAUGAGAUAGAAAGGGUGGUUAGAAGGAUAGAAGAUCUUGAGAAACGCAAAGGAAAGCUUGGGCUUGAAAAGAUUUCCACUGCUAGCUUCUCCUGGAAAACUCCAUCCACUUCUCUUGUAAAAGGGAAUGUGUAUGGCAGGGAGGAUGACAAGAAGGCCUUAAUCAAGAUGCUGAAUGACAACAAUGAGCAUCACCUCUCUGUCAUCUCUAUUGUUGGCAUGGGUGGUGUUGGUAAAACUACUUUGGCUCAAUGGAUGUACAAUAAUGCAGAGUUGAUGGUGGGAUUUGAUCGGAAAGCAUGGGUUUGCAUUUCGGAAAACUUCAAUAUUGUUGAGACUACAAAGAAUAUUGUAAAAGAGAUCUCUACAGAUACACAGGAUCUUGACAGCUUCAAUUCAAUUCAAGAUGCUUUGAAGAAAGAAUUGUCUGAAAAGAAGUUCUUUGUUGUUUUGGAUGAUGUUUGGAGUAAUGAUCAUCUUCAAUGGAAGGAUUUUCUCGCCCCUUUUCAAUAUGGGGUUAAGGGAAGUACUAUUCUUCUAACUACUCGCAAGGAAGAUGUUGGUUCAGUUGUCCAAACAAAUUACCACCCUCACUAUCUCAAUCCAUUAUCAGAAGACUAUUGCUGGUCGGUGUUUGCUGCCAAUGCUUCUUUUCCAGAAUCAAAUGGAAGCCCAACACUAGAAGGAAUAGGCAAAAGGAUUGCGAGGAAGUGUGACGGUUUGCCAUUAGCAGCGGAAACACUUGGUUGCUUGUGCAGAAGGCAUGAUGCUGAGGAAUGGGAAAAAAUCUUAAGGAGUGAUAUUUGGAGAUUUUCUACAAAUGACAGUAAGAUUAUUCCAGCAUUGUUAAUUAGUUAUUUUCACCUUCCUGCACAUUUGAAACGUUGUUUUGUUUAUUGUGCACUGUAUCCGAAAGAUUAUCUUUUGGAUAAAGAUGAACUAAUUUUGCUAUGGAUGGCCGAAGAUCUUUUAAGGCUACCAAAUAGAGGAGAGAGUUUUGAAGAAGUUGGUAGCAAAUAUUUUGAACAAUUAGCUUCCAGAUUAUUUUUUAAACCAAGUAAGUACAAUUUUAAGAGAUUUGUGAUGCAUGAUCUCUUGCAUGACUUGGCACUAUUCCUUGCUGGAGACUUCUAUGAUAGAAUAGAAGAGCUUGGUGGACAAGAAAAGAAGAAGGUUCUCACUCGUCAUUUGUCACAUUUCCCACUUCGAAGCUUAUGUCCUCCAAUCACAAAAGUCUCUAACUCCAUUGCGAAAUUGGAAUCUUUGAGGACAUCGUUGUAUAUCGAUGAUUUGUUAAGCAUGGAAAGCGGAGAAUCAAAGUUUAAAUACUUGAGAGUUUUAUCCUUUCAUAAACUUGAUGUAUUACCUGAUUCAAUAGGUGAAUUGAUUCAUCUACGGUAUUUGAAUCUCUCUUGGUGUAACAUUAAUAGGUUGCCGGAAUCGUUGUGCAACUUGUAUAAUCUACAAACAUUAAUAUUGUAUGGAUGUACUAAGCUGACCAUGUUGCCCAGUGGCAUGCAUAAUCUUGUGAAUUUACGGCAUCUGGAUCUUAGGGGAACUUCUUUGGAAGAAAUGCCUAGAGGAAUAAGUAAAUUGAAACACAUGCCUAUUUUAGAUUACUUUGUGGUGGGCAAGCACAAAGACAAUGGAAUCCAGGAAUUAGGAGAGAUGUCAAAUCUUCAAGGUUCAUUUGAGAUUAGGAAGUUGGAGAAUAUUGUGGAUGUGAAAGAAGCAGAGAAUGCAAGAAUGAUAAACAAGAAUCUCAUCAGCAAAUUAUACUUGGGGUGGUCUUUAGGUGGUGAUAUGGUUUCAAAUACACAAACUGAGAGAGAGAUACUCCACAGCUUGGAACCGCACAAUGGCUUGAAAGAGUUGACAAUAAGGGGAUACAGGGGUACAAUAUUUCCAGAUUGGUUGGGGCACUGUUCUUACAACAUUAUGACACAUGUAUCUCUAGAGUCUUGCAACAAUUGCUGCAUGCUGCCUUCACUUGGACAGCUACCAUCUCUUAAGUCCCUCUACAUCCAAGAUUUCGGUCAGCUCAGCAGCAUUGGAAUUGAGUUUUACAAGGAUGAAGACAAUCCUUCUCUGCAUAUUGCUCCUCCUUUUCCCUUGUUGGAGAUUUUGACAUUUGAUAAAAUGGCAUGCUGGGAGGAGUGGCACUUACCUGACUCAAAAGCUUUUCCUCACCUUAAGAGUCUUCUAAUAACUGAUUGUCCAAUGUUAAAGGGAGAUAUGCUCAGUCAUGUAUUAAUGAGAAUUGUUUCUUCCUCAAUGGAUGUUUCAAAAGUUCUCAAACUGAAAAUACAACAACAUGACAAAGGAGGGUUUCUAAAGAUGCUACUUUAUGGGGAUACUUUAUCAUUUAGCGGUUGUGAAUCUAUGGUGGAGUCUGCAAUUAAGGCAAUGACGAGCAUCAACCAUCUAAGUUGCCUCCAAGAAAUAGAAAUCUCAGAGAGUUCAUCACUGAUCUCGUUGUCGUUGGAUGCCUUUCCCAAUCUCAAAGUUCUCGAGAUAAAAGGAUGUUCAAAUCUGGAAUCAGUUUCAAUGUCAGAGCCACCAUCUAAAUCUCUGCAGAAUCUGAGAAUCAUAAAAUGCAGAAAACUGGAAUUUCUUCAACAACAGCACAAGUAUGAUUUGGUAGGCCUAUAUAUGUUUGACAGCUGUGAUUCACUGACCUCAUUGUCGUUGGAUGCCUUUCCCAAUCUCAAGAAUCUAGAGAUAUUUUGGUGUAGGAAUCUGGAAUCAGUGUCAAUGUCAGAGACACCACACGCUGCUCUUCAACGUCUCUCCAUCGCUUUCUGCAACAAAUUAGUGUCAUUAGCAGGAGAAGGACAGGCUGCACCCAACUUGACUCAUCCAAGCCUCAUAGAAUGCUCCAAGUUGGAGGCAUUACCACGUGACAUGAAUAGUCUAUUCCCAAGUCUACACUCUCCACAUAUAUUGCCCAAACAUUUGCAGGUUGGCAGAGGGUGAUUUGCCGCCUAACUUGAAAGUACUUGAAGUGGGAAUUUGCGAGGAACAAAUGAGGGAUCUAUCAUGGAUGGCCAACUUGCACGCCCUCACUCGUCUUAUUAUUAAUGGUUCUUGGUGUAAGAGCAUAAAGUCAUACCCAGAGGUUGGUUCGCUGCCUCACCUUCCCUCCCUUACCACUCUUGUGAUAUGGCGCUUCCAUAAUCUGGAGACAUUGGAGUGCAACAAGCUUCUCCGCCUCACCUCCCUCCGACAAUUGCACAUUUCAUACUGUUGGAAGCUGGAGAAUAUGGAAGGAGAAAAGCUGCCUCCCUCUCUCUUGCUACUUAAAGUUUAUCACUGUCAUUUGCUGGGAGAACACUGCAGGAACAAGCAUCAACAAAUUUGGCCUAAAAUUUCCCACAUCCCCACCAUUAAAGUCAAUGGAGAACAAAUGUUCUGAAUAGAGAUUUCUGAAGAGGUAGAUUGUAAUGAAGUAAAAGUCCCCAAAUGGCGGAGAUUUCAUCUUAUACAAGGUUUGAGCUUCACGUAAAAGUUCACAAAUGUUCGAGAUUUCAUUGCACAUGUAUAUCUAUAUGUAUAUGGAGAUGUAAACUGGAUUAAUGUGUUGGGAAGCAAUAGUGUUUUCUGAUUUCAGCAUCCAUGUUAAUUGGUAUCUACACUAGUUUAAAUUAAUGACUGAAGUGUAUCAUAUCCACACUACAUGUGGACUUGCUUGGAUUAUUCAAUCCAAUGCUUUGGCUAUCAAUAGCAGUCAUGUUUGAACUUUGAACCAAUAUGUUAAACAAAUGAAAUGAGUUUCAAUAUCCAAAAGGAUUGUAUCAAA